AAUCGCUAUUCGUCAGUCCUUGAGAAAAUAUUGUGAAUUUGCUUCGAAGUCAAAACAUUCUUUAUUCUUUUUUCAACACUUGUCAAGUUCUUGUUCUUUGUGUAAUUGAACAGAGUUAAUACGAGGAAGAAUAAAUCAACCCAACAAUAGGCCAAUAGUGCGAAAAUGCAGAAUAAUAAAUUUACCAGUAAGAUGCUAUCGCAAAAAGUAUUCAUCUGUGCACUUUGCAAAAAUUUACUCGAAACCCCUGUAAUGAUAGUCGAAGGUAUUGGAAACAUGUGCAACACUUGCUUCACAAAUGCAGAUAACGCAGAAGGGUGGACUUCUAUCCCCAACACAAACCUAGACCUUGUCUUAAAAGAACUCGAGUUUCCUUGCACGUUUAAAUCGAACGGAUGUGAAUACACGGAUCUUUAUGAAAAUCUGCACAUCCAUAAGAACGUAUGCAUGUAUCGCCCGAUUAACUGUUUAUUUCCACAAUCAGAUUGCAACUGGAAUGGAAAAGUAAUAGAGUUACUAAAACACUUUAAAGACCAACACCCGCAACAUGUUUUGAAAAAUCCAUUCAACAAAUUUUCCUUCCAACUCGAGAUGACAAAGUCUCCAAUAAACGUGAUAAAAGUGUUGUUGAACAGUCACGAGAAAAUAUUCAUCUUCAAAAUGUGGGAAUCUGUAGAUGAAAAAGUUUUGUUCAAUGCAGUUCAAGAGAUUAAAUUUUGCGGCCAAGGAAAACACGUGGACGUGAAGUUUGCUGGACAAAACAUCCAACACAAAGUAUCAGUGGCUCGAGACCCUUUUCCCACCGUUGACGGUGCCAAAAAAAUAUGUUCUGCAAUUUUAGAUGAAGUCGCAGAUUCAAGUAACACUAUUACAGUGACAGUGAAGACAGAGACUGGUCAAGUCCAAAAUAUAACCGAGGCGGUAUUAAAACAACUCGAGUGCUCCGUGUGCAAGGAGCUAAUGCGCCCCCCUAUUGUCCAGUGCCAGUCAGGCCACAGUUUUUGCAGCCCCUGUAAAGAGAAGGUGGACCAGUGCCCAACAUGUCGCACAAAAUGGAGUAAUGUGAGGAACUACUCUCUUGAAGGGAUCACCCCAUCUCUCCAAUAUCCGUGCGUCUACAGCCACGUAGGAUGCGAGGAGACUUUCCUUGGUAAUGAAAUUGUCCAUCACGAACUUGUGUGCAAAUUCAAAUUGUACACCUGCCCAAUCGCCGAUUGCAAAUUUACCGACAAUUACUCACUAUGCGCAAACCACUUCAGACUCAACCACAGGGAAUUCUUGGUUGAAGGAACUGUUUUUCAAGACACUUUUACCCUAAUCUUAAAUGGACACGAAACCCGGGAAGACAAAUACAUCUUUGAACAUGAAAAUAUCUACAAGUUUACUUUUCAACGUUUAUCCAGUAGCUACAACUGGUGCGUUCGCAUUAUGAAUGAUUUUAGCAAAAAUCGUAAGUAUUACUACAAUGUUACGAUCACAGAUGCCCAAGUGCGGCAAAGACAAAUUUCUAAAUCAGUUCUUUGCUUGGAUAAAAAAAGCGAUGAUGUUGGCAUCACUUUUACAUCCAAUGAACUUUCUAUCUAUAAACGAACAAACAAUGAUCAAAUUAACUAUUGUUGCGAGAUCAUAGAAGGUGACGAAGUUUAAUUAAAUCUUUUCGUAUUCAAAGAAUUUAAGUUUUACAACUUUGUGUCCUUUUUUGUCGCAAAUUUUGUUUCUUUUGUUACUAAUCUAUCAUUUUUAUAGUAAC
This is a messenger RNA of Tribolium castaneum (red flour beetle), 1750 nucleotides long. RefSeq lists its product as uncharacterized. Gene Ontology annotation, biological process: multicellular organism development; proteasome-mediated ubiquitin-dependent protein catabolic process. Gene Ontology annotation, cellular component: cytoplasm. Gene Ontology annotation, molecular function: ubiquitin conjugating enzyme binding; ubiquitin protein ligase activity; zinc ion binding. The transcript has 2 exons. The coding region runs from base 166 to 1647 and encodes 493 amino acids. The record is from RefSeq and is a predicted model, not a curated record. Lineage: Eukaryota; Metazoa; Arthropoda; Insecta; Coleoptera; Tenebrionidae.